Messenger RNA from Hevea brasiliensis (rubber tree), 1152 nucleotides. Its product is annotated as ferritin-4, chloroplastic. The transcript has 8 exons. Lineage: Eukaryota; Viridiplantae; Streptophyta; Magnoliopsida; Malpighiales; Euphorbiaceae. Gene Ontology annotation, molecular function: ferric iron binding; ferrous iron binding. The coding region runs from base 151 to 954 and encodes 267 amino acids. The record is from RefSeq and is a predicted model, not a curated record. Gene Ontology annotation, biological process: intracellular iron ion homeostasis; iron ion transport. Gene Ontology annotation, cellular component: cytoplasm.
CCCCAUUCACCCUGUCUCUUUCUAGUACUCCGUUCAUUCUAUUUAAUUCACCUGCAUCUUCUCUUCAGCCACCUUUCUUCAUUUACAUCUCCGUCUUUGCUCUAAAUUCUCUGCUUCUGCGAUACAAUUUCUCUCCUGUCUUGGGUAGAAAUGCAAGCAACAAUGUUUCUGAGAGCUGUUUCAGCCUUUCCUCUGUCAAACGGACAGGGAGAUGCUGCUUUUAGUCCCAGCAAUGGCCUCUCUUCUUCUUCUUCUUCUUCUUCUUCUUUCGCAGCCCUGAAUUUAUCGCCAAGAAGGCGAAGAAACAGUCUUGUGGUUUCCGCCGCUGUGGAUAGCGGUUUGCAGUUGACUGGUGUAGUGUUCCAGCCAUUUGAAGAGGUCAAGAGGGAAGCUUUUAUGGUUCCUAUCUCUCCUCAAGUUUCUCUUGCUCGCCAGUUCUAUGUGGAUGAGUGUGAAGCUGCAAUAAACGAGCAGAUCAAUGUGGAAUACAAUGCUUCCUAUGCAUACCACUCCAUGUUUGCAUAUUUUGACAGGGACAACGUUGCCCUGAGGGGCCUAGCCAAAUUUUUCAAGGAAUCCAGUGAAGAAGAAAGAGAGCACGCUGAAAAGCUAAUGAAGUAUCAGAACAUACGUGGAGGGCGAGUAAAACUGCACUCUAUGCUGAUGCCUCUGUCAGAGUUUGAGCAUGCAGAGAAGGGAGAUGCAUUGUAUGCUAUGGAAUUAGCAUUGUCUUUGGAGAAGUUGACAAAUGAGAAACUAUUGAGCGUGCACAAUGUGGCAGAUCGAAACAAUGAUCCACAAAUGGCAGAAUUCGUUGAGAGAGAGUUUUUGAAAGAACAGGUUGAAUCCAUUAAGAAGAUAGCAGAAUAUGUUACUCAAUUAAGGAUGGUUGGUAAAGGCCAUGGAGUCUGGCACUUCGAUCAGAUGCUUCUCCAUGAGGAUGAUGCUGCAUGAUGUAGAUUAGAACUUGUAUUUUGAUUUUGGUUUUAAGUGUGCCUUUUUGUGUUGAAAUUUCCACUGUAGCUUUAGUGUAUUAGAGAGAAUAAAUUAGCAGUGUACCAUGUGGAUUAUAUAAACAUCAAUGUGAUAUAAAGCAGGUAGCUGUUUUUGGUUAAAACAAUAAGAGUGACUUCACAGGAUUUAGCGGCAGAA